Messenger RNA from Paramormyrops kingsleyae, 1611 nucleotides. It is a transcript of the gene fam180a, whose product is annotated as family with sequence similarity 180 member A. NCBI's taxonomy places the organism in Eukaryota, Metazoa, Chordata, Actinopteri, Osteoglossiformes, Mormyridae. The record is from RefSeq and is a predicted model, not a curated record.
ACCGCUGUGACAGCAGGUGAGGACACCAGUCAGCUGACCAGAGAGGUGUUUGCUAAGCAUCACGGGGACCACGAGCACUUCCAGAUGGAGCCCCUGCACGAGUCUCAGAGAGUGAGGAGACUCUGCGGGAGCGCACUCCUGCAGCAGGGGUCCCAGGGGGACACCAUGAUGUCCUGGAAGGUGGUUGUGGUCUCCUUCUACUACUACCAGCUCUGCACGUGGGCUACCAGCCACCGCAGCAGAGCACUGUUUCCAUUAGCAUCUCGAGUGAAGAGAGGACUGGCGGAGAUGGUCAACCCCAUCUUCCAUAACUCCGUAGAAGACGUCAACCUGCUCUUCGAGAUCCUGCUGGCCUGGCUGCCAGUUCUGGAAGAGAGCGGCUCUUUCUGCAUACCCGAUGAGGAGUUGGCCUCCAUGCGGCAGACCCAGAAGCUGGGGCUGAUCUGUGAGGACGUCCUGCCCCAGAGGCUGACAGACAUCCGCCGCCUGGGCGCUCACCUGUCCCGGCGCCAGGCGCCCCUGCGCAGGGAGGACUUUGAGCGCACCGUGCUGACCAUGGUGUACACGGCCAGUAGGAUGGCCAACACCACGGGCCACCAAAGAGAAGCCUGGGCGGACUCCUUCGUCAGCCUGUACAGAGCUGUUAAGCAAGAUCUGAGCCCCGGGACUCCAUAACCAAACCAUCAGAGAUCGCCACUGGGCGUUGCGCUCAUUGCCGUUCCCCUAACACCUUGCAUAAUAUAUAUUCAGUGUUUACCCUUUCAUGUAUGGGAAGGGAAAACAAAAUAUUCUUUAUGAAAUCCGUUAUUUUGUAGUUUUUGCAGAGGAUUACUGUUUUGACAGCACUAUAGAUUUGCAUUAAAGGUACAUUUUGGUCUGUAUUAAUUGCGAUGUUAUGUGAGCAUUGUACGUACUGAUAUGCAUCUUAUAUGAGUGAAUCCAUGACCGAAGCCGAGGAAGUCUGACAACUGGUUUUUAAUGUGACUUUGCUAUUAUCGUUCCAUCCUGCAGCCAUUAAAACGGCUCCUGUUCUCUGCUGUUGAAGUAAAUGCGUGACUGCGUUGGCCGCCUUGCUUAUUUGUGAUUAAAAACAGAAAAAGCACAUGCUUGUUAAUAGCAUAUGCUUGCGUUAUGCUAUUAAUCUUUUUUGCAGACCAACAUUUAUCCGCAUACAAGUCGAGGCAUCAGGAGGAAAAACACGGCUGAUGUCAUGGCCGCAAUCACAAGGGGUGCAGGCGCGGGUGGCGGGAGACCAGGAUGUCAGUGCGAGUCCAAGCGGUUUAUUGGGCAAUACACAUGAUAAGGUUUAACAGAGGUUACACGGAGUCAUAUACAGAGGGGACACUGCCACCACUAAUGACAAUAUGACGACGACUACUACUACACCGACGCAAGAAAUGCUCAACUGCCCAGCUAGAGCCUAAAUUUACCCUUAUGUAUAAAUGGGAAAACACAGGUGUAACAUGAGGACAAUUAGGGCAGGAUAAUUGGUAAUUAUGAUACACAAUAGCGUAACAUAUAUAGGUAAGCCUGACUGCCCGUUUCCCUUAUGGUGGGUGAAAGCAUGAAAAUUGUAUUAGCGUUGAUUGUUAAUAAAUCAUCAGCAAAGAA